Molecule: messenger RNA, 1163 nt
Organism: Solanum tuberosum (potato)
Lineage: Eukaryota; Viridiplantae; Streptophyta; Magnoliopsida; Solanales; Solanaceae
Product: bidirectional sugar transporter N3-like
Exons: 6
Coding region: 70-963 (297 amino acids)
Biological process (GO): carbohydrate transport
Cellular component (GO): membrane
Molecular function (GO): sugar transmembrane transporter activity
Source: RefSeq, a predicted model, not a curated record
AACUCUUAGCUCUUCUUUGUGGGUGAGCUAAAGAUUUGGAAUUUCUUGCUAUAGAAACAUAAAAUAGAAAUGUCUGGCAUUUCUGGUCAUUGGGCUUUUGCUUUUGGUGUCCUUGGUAACAUAGUCUCGUUCAUUGUAUUUCUUUCUCCACUACCUACAUUUUAUAAAAUAUACAAGAAAAAAUCAACAGAUGGGUAUCAAUCAAUUCCAUAUGUGGUUGCUCUAUUUAGCUCUAUGCUUUGGAUUUACUACGCAUUAUUGAAGACCAACACAACACUUCUCAUCACUAUAAACUCAUUUGGUGUCUUCAUUGAAACUAUCUACGUUGCUUUCUACCUUUUCUACGCACCAAAAAAAUCCAGGGUCCAAACUAUAAAGAUGAUCCUAUUAUUUGUUGUGUGUGGAUUUGGUGCAAUAAUUCUAGUUACUGAAUUUCUAUUCAAAGGAGCCGUUCGUGGACAAGUUGUUGGAUGGAUUUGCCUUAUUUUCUCCUUAUGUGUAUUCGUUGCACCAUUAGGCAUUGUGAGACAAGUUAUUAAAACAAAGAGCGUCGAAUAUAUGCCAUUACUUCUAUCGAUUUUUCUCACAUUAAGUGCUGUUGUGUGGUUCUUCUAUGGUCUUCUACUAAAAGACAUUAACAUUGCCAUUCCAAAUGUAUUGGGAUUCAUCCUAGGAAUACUUCAAAUGGUGCUCUAUGUUAUAUACAACAAAAAAGAGAAGGCUAUCCUAAAGGAGCAAAAACUUCCAGAAAAGCUACAAAACCACAUGAUAAUUUCCAUUGAUGAGAAAAAUAAGAAUUUUCCAGAACUCACAGAGGAACAAAUUAUUGACAUAGUGAAGCUUGGUUCUCUAAUUUCCUCUGGAAAAAUUCACAUUGCGUCGUGUCUGCACGACGCAGUGUGUGCAUCAGCUAAAAUAGAGAAUACGCCCAAUAAUCUGCAAACUGUGGAAGCCAAAAAUUAAUUCCUUUUGAUUUUCUCUUUGUUAACUCCUAAUUAAUGGCUAAUUAUGUAUGUGUUUGUACACAAGUUUAUUCUUAGCUCAUAGUUUCGUGUUGUAUGGAAGUAAUGACUUAGCUUUCUUGGUCAUGUUCUCAAAAAGGCAAAAUUGUUGUCUUGAUGCAUAAAACGGCUUUUCCAUAAUUGAUUACUUGUGGUGGCAAU